Messenger RNA from Spea bombifrons (plains spadefoot toad), 1515 nucleotides. It is a transcript of the gene FOXF1, whose product is annotated as forkhead box F1. Gene Ontology annotation, biological process: animal organ morphogenesis; regulation of transcription by RNA polymerase II. Gene Ontology annotation, cellular component: nucleus. Gene Ontology annotation, molecular function: RNA polymerase II cis-regulatory region sequence-specific DNA binding; DNA-binding transcription factor activity, RNA polymerase II-specific. Bases 121 to 1257 code for a protein of 378 amino acids. The transcript is spliced from 2 exons. Lineage: Eukaryota; Metazoa; Chordata; Amphibia; Anura; Pelobatidae. The record is from RefSeq and is a predicted model, not a curated record.
GGACAUUUCUACAGAGUCCAGGAGAGCUGCAUGUGAAGAACCUUCCAGCUUCUACUCUGACCAUUUACUGAAGGUCACCUUACCGUCUCUUCACAGCACUGAGACCACUAAGCCCUUUAAAUGACGGCGGAGAUUCAGCAGCCUCCUUCCCAAACUCCUGCUCAGAGCAGCCCCAUGUCUGCUGCCACCGAGAAACACAGCGGCCAGACAUCGGUCAUGGAGUCCGCCUCCUGUAACACCAAGACCAAGAAAACCAACGCUGGCAUCAGGAGGCCAGAGAAGCCUCCAUACUCCUACAUCGCGCUCAUCGUGAUGGCCAUACAAAGUUCCCCCACCAAGAGGUUAACCCUCAGCGAGAUCUACCAGUUCCUUCAAAGCCGCUUCCCCUUCUUCAGAGGCUCCUACCAGGGAUGGAAGAACUCGGUGAGGCACAAUCUGUCACUGAAUGAGUGCUUCAUCAAGCUGCCUAAGGGACUAGGCAGACCUGGCAAGGGCCACUACUGGACCAUCGACCCGGCCAGCGAAUUUAUGUUUGAGGAAGGCUCCUUCAGAAGAAGACCCAGGGGUUUCCGGAGGAAAUGUCAAGCCCUGAAACCAAUGUACAGCAUGAUGAACGGCCUGGGCUUCAACCACAUACCAGACUCCUACAGCUUCCAAGGGUCCGGCGGGGGCAUCUCAUGCCCACCCAACGGGCUGUCAUUGGACAGUGGCCUAGGAAUGAUGAAUGGGCAUCUACCGAGUAACGUUGACGGGAUGGGGUUAACUGCGCACUCGGUGUCACACCUGACGGCCAACGGUGGCCACUCUUACAUGGGGAGCUGCACGGGGUCUUCCGGGGGAGAUUACCCCCACCAUGAUUCGGCCUCCCCUCUGCUAGGAGGCAACGGGGUUAUGGAGCCCCACUCUGUAUAUUCAAAUCCAACAUCUGCCUGGGCUCCAUCUGCAUCUGCCCUGUCCAGCGGUGCCCCAUACAUCAAGCAACAGCCCCUCUCACCCUGCAACUCUGCGGCCAACCCCUUGUCCUCCAGCCUCUCCUCCCACACCCUGGACCAGUCCUACCUGCAUCAAAACAGCCACAACACAUCGGCAGAUUUGCAAGGUAUUCCCAGGUACCACUCCCAAUCACCCAGUAUGAAUGACAGAAAAGAAUUUGUCUUCUCUUUUAAUGCCAUGGCUUCCUCCUCCAUGCAUUCGGGCAGCGGCUCCUAUUACCAUCAGCAAGUCAGUUAUCAAGAUAUUAAGCCCUGUGUUAUGUGAUCUUUACUGGGGACCAAACUCCAAAACGGUUGGGUGACCCAAAAAGGAACUCUGCAUCUGGGGCCUAAACACAUAGCAAACUGCGAAGACUCCCCAACAAACAAAUGGUUAAGCGAGUUAGUGUCUACACUAACAAAAGGUAUUUUAAGUUGCUUCUGUCAAAAAAGGCCACGGUGCUGACAAUUAACUCUCUAUGAGCCAAGACUGUGUUAAAUUAAUUUUGCUGAUGGCAUUUUCUAUUUACUGAAAGUAACAGGC